UUUUCAGUUGCGUUCGCGUUUCCCAGCAGUUCAGAUGGCCACGCGGCCGGGUCUAAGAUGAGCUACUCAUUACAGCCGUGCGGUACUCGGUACUCGUCCUCGUCCUCGUCCACGUCCACGUCCUCGUCAUCCUCGUCUUCGUCUGUGUCUGCAUCUUCGUCCUGCCUUUCGGACCUCGUGUGUGGUGCGGUGGCAGCUGGUAUUACUACUACUACUACUACUGCUGCUCCUGGUGUGGCUAUCAUAGCCCCGAAAACAACUGGGCUGGCUUAGCCGCAAAAAGUAGAAAGUGAUUUAUUUGGCCAAAUGAAAUAUGCUCGAAUAAGUGAACCGACCAGCCCGGAAUCGAGUCAAUUAAAAUUCAAUUAUGCGACCAAAGAUGAAGGAGAGGCCGCGCAAGCGUUUGAAAAUUCGACCGCUGAACAACUCCUGACUGAAACGGAAGUUUAAACUGCCAUAAAAGUGUGUUCCCCCAGCAUAAUCCCUUAGCAAUCGAUCAUAUCACAAGAGUGAAGCGCAACAUAUCGUGUAGAAACAGAAACGGAAAUCCCUGUGCCGGACUUAUCGACUGCCAGGAUAUCAAAACUGCAAUUACUUUUACCCUUGUUAUCUUUGUUGCAAUUGUUAUAUCGUUCUCGUCGUUGUCGUCAUCGUCGUCGUCGUCGCCGGUUGUAAAAGUUCAAGAAAAGCGAGAAAAAGCGUGGAAAAGCGGAAAAGCGAAACUAAAACACUGUCCAAAACCCCCACCAAAGAAAAAAAACCCAACUCCACUCGACGAGCUUGUUCGAAUGGAAAUCAAUCAAUUGCACAAUUGGCAGAGUGCAUGUGGUGUGAAAAAGUGAAUUAAUUGCACAGCACGACUUCAAAGCCAAGAAACAUUGCGAACAGCAAUUUAACAAUUCAAAAAAUAAAAAUUAAUUGCAAUAAAUAAACACACCCAUAACACGGCUGUCAUUUGUAAUUACAAAUGGGCCUGAAAAAGUAACAUACAUAAUUCACAAUCACAAUAAAUUUUAAAGCAAAACUCAUACCUAUAAAUAAAGCAAAGCAUUUGCAAUUAAAUUAUCUGUGAUUUUUGUCAACAUAUUAAAUAUUUUGCACGCUGCCGUGGUUAAACCAAAAUCCCCUUGUUAAACGUAUCCAAUAAUUUAAAGUGAAUAGUGAAUAGUUGGUCACAGUGCGUUGGGCCUAAAGGCAAUUCUAUUCGUCGCCGGUUGUUCCGUUGUUCGAUUCGUUUGCAUUGUUGAUUUCGUGGUAGUGCUUUAAGUGUUGUAUAUCGAAUCGGUGUCGCAUCGGGACGUGUAAAUAUCGAACAAAAUGGCAAUGGUUAUAUCGACGCGUGCCAAGCUCGUGAUUACCGCGCUGAUUCUUUUCUUCCUGCUCGGCAUCGUCCUCGUGACGGGCUCCACAAAGGGAUGGUUCAAUCCCAACCGCUACAACGGCGAACGGGUGGCAGCUAGGAUUCAGGCGACGGACAUCUUCGACGCCAGUGGAAUGCAGCCCCCGGGACAGACGCAGUACACGCACGAGAGACCGUACCGCGGCAUCAAGGGCGAGAAGGGAGAGCGCGGCCCCAAAGGCGACAGCAUUCGCGGUCCGCCAGGACCUCCGGGUCCUCCGGGGCCCAAGGGUGAAACAGCCGCCUAUCCGCCCUUUGUGGAGACUACGAGUGCGGGGGCUAAAUACACUGGCGAGUGUACAUGCAACGCGUCUGAUAUCCUAGAGGCCAUCAAGGACAAUGAGUCGUUGCGGGAGACGUUGCGAGGAGCGCCCGGAGCGGCGGGCAAGGAUGGAAAGCCAGGUACCCCUGGUCACACCGGAGCCACCGGAGUGCCAGGAGCCAGAGGCGCCCGGGGGUCCGAAGGUGCCCAGGGGCUGAAGGGCGAGCCAGGCGUCGACGGACUGCCCGGAGUCGUGGGUCCGCCGGGACCACCGGGUCCGCCUGGUUUGCCCGAGAAUUACGAUGAAUCCCUAAUGGUCAACUCGAUGGGCACAUUCCGGGGAACGACGCAGCCAGGGGCCAAAGGUGUGCCCGGCGAGAAAGGUGAUGCCGGCCAGAAAGGAGAACGUGGCGAUCCGGGUCACAAAGGUGCACACGGGCCCAGCGGCUCAAAGGGUGAGCCCGGCGAACCGGGAACCCCCGGACUGCCGGGAUUGCCUGGACAGGCCGGACAGCCCGGCGGACUCGAGGGCCUCGCCAGCGCCAACGGGACCAAGGGCGAGAAGGGUGAGAAGGGCAUGCGGGGUCGGCGCGGCGGAACGGGAGCCACUGGACCAAUUGGACCGCCCGGAAAACCCGGGGCCAUGGGCGAUAUUGGACACUCGGGCCGCCCUGGUAUGACAGGACCCAAGGGAGAGAUGGGUCCCAAGGGACCAAAGGGCGAUUCCAGUGGUCGCGAAGGGAUCAAGGGUGACAAGGGCGACCGAGGUCAGGAUGGUCGAGAUGGCUUGCCAGGACCUCCUGGAAUACCCGCCACCGGAGGAGGUGAUGGUGACAGCAGCGGAGUGCAGUACAUCCCGAUGCCAGGACCUCCAGGACCUCCGGGACCACCAGGUCUUCCGGGUCUAUCGAUUUCGGGACCCAAAGGAGAGCCCGGCAUGGAGUUGCGUAGCAGCUUCUACGGCGAUGCUUCCUACUACGGGCGACCAGGAGCGCGCUCAUCCUUAGACGAACUCAAAGCACUGCGAGAACUGCAAGAUCUUCGGGAUCGGCCCGAUGGCACAGCCGAGACUCCACGGCAGCCAGGACACACCCACAAGCAGCAUGAUGGAACUUUGGGUCUGAAUGGUGGCGAGGAGGAGCCCUACUUUUCGGCAUCCUCAUCGAACAUGAACAUGAAGAUUGUGCCCGGCGCAGUCACCUUCCAAAACAUUGAUGAAAUGACAAAAAAAUCGGCCCUCAAUCCGCCGGGCACGUUGGCCUACAUCACCGAGGAGGAGGCUCUUUUGGUUCGCGUCAACAAGGGCUGGCAGUAUAUUGCGCUGGGAACCCUGGUACCGAUAGCCACGCCCGCCCCGCCCACCACGGUGGGCCCAUCGAUGCGAUUCGACCUGCAGUCGAAGAACCUGCUCAACAGUCCACCGCCCCUGAUCAAUACGCCCACGUUUACAACCGCGCCCGAAUACGAAACGUGGUAUCCGCGAAUGCUGCGCGUGGCGGCGCUGAACGAGCCCUCCACUGGCGAUUUGCAGGGGAUCCGUGGGGCGGACUUUGCCUGCUAUCGGCAAGGACGACGGGCCGGCCUCCUGGGCACCUUCAAGGCAUUCCUAUCCUCCAGGGUACAGAAUCUGGACACGAUUGUCCGCACGGCUGACCGGGAUCUGCCCGUGGUGAAUACCCGUGGCGAUGUGCUCUUCAACUCCUGGAAGGGCAUCUUCAAUGGCCAAGGUGGCUUCUUCUCGCAGGCGCCACGGAUCUACAGCUUCAGCGGCAAGAAUGUGAUGACGGAUCCAUCAUGGCCCAUGAAGAUGGUCUGGCAUGGCUCACUGCCCAAUGGAGAACGCUCCAUGGACACUUACUGCGAUGCCUGGCACUCGAGUGACCAUCUGAAGUCGGGUUAUGCCAGCAAUCUGGAUGGCCACAAGCUGCUUGAACAGAAGAGACAAUCCUGCGACAGCAAGCUGAUCAUCCUGUGCGUGGAGGCCCUUUCGCAGGAUCGCAAGCGCAAGAAGCGGGAACUCGACGACAGCAGCUACCACAAUAGUCGCAGUCACAGUCACGGCGAGAGCGAAAGUCUGGAGUUCCACACAGAAGACGAGUAUGCAGCGCAUUUAGAAAAUUUACUGCUGUAAGCGGAACCGGAAGGAAGAAGAAGCCAGUCACACCAAACCAUUCUCAUACAUAAAACAAAACAAAUCACAGCACACAAACAAACACACACGUACAUUGAAUGUAAACGUAAAUCAUGGCCAUGCAUAUAAUCAGCGAAUUCCAAACAAAAACCAAAAAGAGAAUACUCAGACGACAGAUGGAUGUUGCAUAUAAAUACAUACUUAUAUUACCCGUGCGCAUACACACUACUCGUAGGUAAUGUCUAAUAUACUUCUACACGUAUAUCAUAAUAUAGUGCAUACCUAUAGAUAUAUCGUGGAUAUAUAUGAGUUGUACUUUAUGUUCAGGACAAGGCAAAAGCAAACAGCAAUUUUUGUACAAGCAGGAAAAACGUAUUUGUAGUUUGUAAUCUGUAACUUGUAACUUACCGAUAGCCGUAGCCGAACUAAUGUAAUUUUUGUAAUUACGUAAGCUCACCCCGAAAGAACCGACGAACAGCAGCGGAUCACCCACGCCUACGCAAUACUGGCCAAAUUAGUAUCCUACUUAGCUCGUAUGGCAAUGCACCCGAGAAUCUAUUAUCGAGAAGCGAGGAACUCUUCACAGGACCCUGUAUAUGCGUGUAUAAAUGUGUAUUUUUGUCAAAAGACUUCUAGGUGUGUGUACAAUAUAAGAAAAAACCCGAGUGGUAACGAUA
Molecule: messenger RNA, 4469 nt
Organism: Drosophila suzukii
Lineage: Eukaryota; Metazoa; Arthropoda; Insecta; Diptera; Drosophilidae
Source: RefSeq, a predicted model, not a curated record